Esox lucius (northern pike) is the source of this 5110-nucleotide messenger RNA. It is a transcript of the gene cep170ab, whose product is annotated as centrosomal protein 170Ab. The transcript has 19 exons. Gene Ontology annotation, cellular component: centriole. NCBI's taxonomy places the organism in Eukaryota, Metazoa, Chordata, Actinopteri, Esociformes, Esocidae. Gene Ontology annotation, molecular function: protein binding. The record is from RefSeq and is a predicted model, not a curated record. The coding region runs from base 143 to 4534 and encodes 1463 amino acids.
GGCUCGAGGUACCAGGGUUGGGUAGGAUCUGUCAUUUACAUUGCACCGUGCAUCAAGAUUUAGUGGAUGCAAAUCGGAUGCUGAAUUCUCGUACCUGACAAAGGGGCGUCACAACAGGCAAGCAGGUGUAGGCGUGGCAGAGAUGAGCGUCUCGUCCUGGUUCCUGGUGAGUGGCGGGGGCACGAGGCACCGCCUCCCCUGGGAAAUGAUCUUCGUUGGUCGGGACGACUGUGAGCUAAUGUUACAGUCCCGCAGUGUGGACAAACAGCAUGCAGUUAUCAAUUAUGAGCCAUCGACGGAUGAGCACAAAGUAAAAGACCUGGGAAGCCUGAAUGGGACAUUCGUGAAUGACGUCAGAAUACAGGAGCAGAUGUACAUUACUUUGAAAACCGACGACAAGUUGAGGUUUGGAUAUGAUACCAACCUAUUCACCGUGGUACGGGGAGAGCUCCAUGUUCCAGAGGAAGCGCUAAAGCAUGAGAAGUUCACCAGUCAACUCCAACUACAGACGGUGAAGCCUCCAGAAGCCGUGCCGGAACCCAGACCUGCCGCGGAGGUGAAGGCUGCAGCUGAGGGUGGUUCCGAGGGUACGGGUUUCAAACCUCCCGAGUCCAGCAAGGGGCCCGGGGAUGACAAGUUGACAGGGGACAUUGCUGUUUUGAAAAGGGGCACACCCCUGUACGGUCAGCCUGCGUGGUGGGGGGAUGGGGAUGCAGACGAUGAGAACUCUGGGAAGCAGGAUGGGAGGACCGGUAAUAAGAAGCAAGACAGACCUGAGUUAGAUGGUAAAGACCCAAAGAAGCCAACAGCGGAGGCCGUGGAGAAUGGGCUAUAUGCUUCAAGCCAGGAACCCAGUUACUUCGAGAUCCCCUCCCACACCAAGGAAGCCCCCUCCCAAGACCCAGAAGGUGCCACGGCCACUAACUCCGCCACCGCUCCCGAAGCGGCCUCCCUUGGCCACGCCUCCUUCACAAUUGAGUUUGACCCGCAGGCGUCCAGUAAGGUGACUGUUAAGGAUCGGGUGGCGAAGGUGGCGCCCGAGGUAAGGCCACGCCCCCCUAAGAAAGCUGCAGGAGAGGAGCUUAGUGCCCUGCAGACGGCCAUGGUAGCGGCCGAGGUUAAAGUAGCGGACUGGCUGGCCCAGAAUGAGAUCCCGUUGGCUCGUACAGAAUCAGUUGACAGGGUGGCUGAAGACGACGGUGAGAGUGUGAAGAGUGACGUGCCGGUUCAGCUGAGGAGUCUGAAAGGCAGUAAACACGAAGACGGCACCCAGAGUGACUCAGAGAACGCUGCCGCCUUCGGGGAGCAAAGACGGACCGCACUCGAGGACCACUCUCAGGGUUUAUGGGGCGGUCGACUAAAAGGACCCGGGGUCAAGAUCCGAGAGGGCCGGGCCAACGUUCCAGAAGGUCUCUUUGCCGAGGAGGAUAGUCCCGCUCGACGACACAAGUCCUUGGCUUCCAAGAUGGCGCCCAUCGGCGCAGAGAUCGGUGAGAGGGAGCGGACCGUAGGUUCAGCGCCGUACCACCGCAGCCAGCACCAACAGAUUGGACUUGGGGAGGGGUUCCAUCGUCGCCAUGGAGACGACCAUAGUGACCGGGGUACCUAUACGAUAGAGAUAGACAACGGAGAUAACGAGGAGGAAGAGGCGAGGCGAAUGAUUGACAAGGUGUUUGGUGUGGAAGACCACCAGGCCAUUUCCAGGAUGGGAAGCUGUCCUGACGUCCACAGAGACAGGCUGACCGCUCAACGACCCCGCUCCGGCGACAGAGGCAAGGCUGGACGCAUCGAACCAGAGCCUCUCCCGGAGGAGGUGGUAGUGGGCGGUCCUCGGUGGGUUUCUCAGUGGGCCACCCUGGCCGCCAGCCACAUCCGGACAGACCCAGAGGGCUCUGGAGCUGAGUCCCACGUCCACUACCACGCCGAGGACAGAGCUGAGAUCAGUGAGUCUAGUCACUCUGCUUCCAUGGCCUCCUCAAGCUACACAGAGCUUAAGAGGAGAACCCUUCCGCAGCUUCCGUUCACCGAGGAAGCUUCCCCAGGGGGCCGGAGAGGCCCCAGCCCAUCUCUACGCUCCUCCGACGUGGGGGAGAAACAGGACACGGAGCUCCAGGAGAAAGAGAACCAGGAGAUGGGUAGAGGAAAGAGGACCAAGUCAGGCGCAAGUGGUAGUGGUGCGGCUAGCCGGGCAGGUAGUGAAGGUGGAAGUGCCAGAGGAAGUCCGAGACGGGGCUCUCCGGCAAAGAGCCAGGACGCAGGAAGCCGAAAAGAAACUGCUUCAUCCAAACUACCUCCUAGGCCAGUGAGCAGCGGGGAGAGGAGGCUGGAGGAGGAAAGGAGGCGAAAGAAAGAGAUGGAGGAUAAGGCAAAGGAAAGGGAGAUUGCCGGGAAGCCGUUUCUGAGACAGGAGAGUUUUACCGUAGAGAGACCAAGCGCCAAUGUCCCCCAAGAACUUAUCCCACGGAUUGACUCCAAAACUGGGGUGCGGAUACUGACCAAGGAGAUUGGCGCAGAGAGUGCCAACCUGCAGAAGGACACUGAGGCCGUGGCGGCAUUUCUGGAGACAACCGUGUCAGAUUUGGGAGAUCCGAUUAGCCAGUCCAUCGAGGGGUCGGUGUCGCCCGAAUCGGAUGUCGACACCACCAGCACCAUUAGUCAGGCUGCAGGCGGAGGAGGAACGCGGAAGGUGGUCCACCAGAAGAGGCGUACCCUAGCCACCCAACAUAAAGAGAGGGAAAAGACAGUGCUGUGUGCCUCCACCAAGGGACCAUCAGGAACCAAAGAUACCCAGGACAGGAGGCCUAAAUCCAGGCCAUCCGCAGGGCAGGCGACUCGCCAGGGUGGCCGUCCCUGGGCGUCCCUGGAUCUCACAGAUGACGACGUGAACUCCAACUCGCUCUUCUCCGAUUCUCAAACCUCCAUACAGGAAGUCCGCUCUCACAGUUCUCACAUCCGGUCCCAGGCCGGAAGUGCCAGAGUGGAGGCUAGCACCAAAGCUAGCCGGGCUAAAAUCACCCAGGCAUCCAGCCCCACAACUACCCCCAGUAAACCCACCACCACCCAGCCCAGGGUGCGGCCCACUCGGGCCUCAAUACUCAGACGUGCACGACUGGGGGACUCCUCCGACACGGAAACGGCCGACCUAGACAGGAUGUCUAUAGCGUCUGAGGCUAGCACGGCUAGCUCCAGGUCGGCAGCUCCCGGACCGGGUUUGCGGAGGGGGCUUUCGCGGAUCGAGGCUCUGGCCCAGCCCCGGAGGCCCCGCGUGGGCUCGCCGUCCGCCCAGAGCGACUCAGAGGCCACAGGGGGCCGCAGCAGGGGGAUAGGUGCCCGUAGCGUUGCCACCGACUACGCCGUCCGUCACGGACUCAGAGGGGUCAGCAACACAGGAGGAGUAGUGACUAGAGCCAGGGCUAACAGUGCCUCCAAACUCACUGACAAGUCCAAGGGAUACAUCGCCCCAACAGGUCGGUGGCGCCGGAUGCCCAUGGAUUACGCCUCCACCUCUGAGGACGAGUUCGGCUCAAACCGUCACCCUUCCAAACACAGCGGACCCCCCGGGAAAUUUGCAUCGCCCCUGGUGACCCAGCUGGGCGGCUCUGCCCCGGCCACGCCCAGUCAGGGUGGUAUAGCAGCCCUGAGAGAGCAGUCCAGGGAACAGGAGGAGUACAUGAGAGACUGGACCGCUCACAGCGAAGAGAUAGCCAGGAUCAGUCAGGAUCUUGCCAAAGACCUGGCCAUGUUGGCCCGGGAGAUCCACGAUGUGGCCGGAGAGAUAGACUCAGUCAGCCCAGCUGCCAGUGCCGCCACCGACCCAGGAGCCACGCUGGAGGAGUGUGUGUUUGCCGAUGGCAUAGAUCUCAGGAGUGGACCAUCCACAGAGAGCAUUCUGGGAAAUAACAGCUGCCCUGUGGAACUGCGCCCACGCAAUUCUAACGGGCAGGGUACCCGUGCAAUCCGCCGGCAGACCUGGAAUAGAGAGGAUGCGGUGAUGGACAGCUUGCUGUUAGCGUCAGUGACCCAGCUCUCUACACGCAUACGCCAGUCUGUCGACAAAACAGCAGGCAAAAUCAGGAUAUUAUUCAAAGACAAGGAUCGGAAAUGGGACGAGAUUGAGAAUAAACUCCAAGCUGAGCACGACUCUCUGCUCCUGAAGACUUCCAGCACGGAGAUAACCACCAUCCUCCAGGACCUGAAGAGAGUGGAAAGACAGUUACUGGUGAUUGACGUGAUGGUGGAUCCGGACGGAACCUUGGACGCCCUGACGAGCCUUGGACUGACCAGUCCUCUGACCGACCUGCAGAGGGUCAGCCCUGGGGCCGCCGGGCCCUCGGCUGUGGGUCCCCUCCCCGGAGGUAGCGGUGGAGAGGGCCCUUCUAGCUGCUCGGUUUCGGCCCCUGGCGGUGGCCCCUCUUCGGCGGCCAAUAGCAGCUCUACCCAGGUGGCUGAGAGAGACAUGGGUCCAUGCAGGAAAAAGAACCUGGAUUUUCCCACUACUGGUGAGAAACAGGAGAACACCAUGUCUCAUAAAUGAAGACACUGGGUCAAGAAGGUGCAGCUUAUUAGAUGUACAAGAGUUAGAAGGGACCCCGAGCAAAAGGGUUGUGGAAUAAAUAUAGACUCUAACUACUAGGUAGAAAUAUAACGUGGAAGAAAGAGGUUUAUGAACUACAUUUAAAUAUCCAGACCAACUUCCGUUCGGAGUGGACACCCCACACAAGAAGCAUACAGUAAACUAACACUGACACUCACACAUACAGUGUCUUAUCAGUUUGUCUAUGUGAAAUAAUUUGGAGGCAAUUAUGAUGUUGUUCUACAGCUGUGAAUAAAAGGGUUGUGACACAAUCACACUGUCAACACAACACUGUACAAUACCACGAACUACCUAUGUUUCGAAUGAAUCUGUUUGCAUUUUACAGUGCUGCUGGUUGCGUUACACUCUGCUACAUUUACAAGCCAUGAAGUCACUGUGUUGACGGAUACGCUUGCAUUUGUUGGACUGCUGCCCGAUCCAUUGUCUGCUGCACCAAACUGCUAUGAAGAAAACAAAAUGUCUGCCGUUUUGAUUUCAGAAGAGAAUGCAAGUCAGUGUCUUUGUGAAAAUAUUCUA